This is a messenger RNA of Paramecium sonneborni, 537 nucleotides long. The record is from the annotation of a GenBank genome assembly. Lineage: Eukaryota; Ciliophora; Oligohymenophorea; Peniculida; Parameciidae.
AUGGCCCACAGAGAAAAAUCUACAUGUUAUUAAGAACCAAGUUUUUAAUUCUUUGUCAAAAAAGGCUUAAUUAAACAAAAUAAUAAGGGAUAGGUUUUUCCAAUAUUUACAUAUCGCAUUAAUAGUUAACCUUCUCCUUCAAAACAUAUUGAACUUCGCGUAUUUCCAUAAAAAAUAGUAAAGAGAUCUAAUUUUUAACACAACAAUCCCUCACCCUUUGUAAUUACCAAUAUACCGAAAAAAAAUACAGUUUAUCAAUCAUAUAUUGAAAAUAUAAUAAAAAGAAAAACAAAAGAUAAACCAGAAAGUCGUAAAAAAUACUCUAGUACAAUUGAUGAGAUUAAGGGAAAAUAAAUUGAAACUGUUUAAGAUUGUUUUCUUCCUAAACUUCAUUGUUUACAUAAUAAACCUUAGAAUUUGAAAUAUCGUCAUUCAUUACCAAAGUAAGAGAUCUAUACAGAACCGAAUCUUUAAUAAAAUUCAUCAGAUAGAUUAUAACCAUGGGAUUCAAGUUAAAAAUCAUUUGCUCUCUAAUGA